AUUUGCAAUUGGUGGGUUUCGUUGAAUUGUCAGUUGGAAAGGUAAACAAAUCAGCUGAUAAGAGCAUUUUCUCCGUUUUUCGUGAUUUUCCAACCAUGUUUCCACACUUGUCUGGUUGGAGAGUGAAUGUGGGGCAGCUACAGGAGGCUUGUGCUAAGGAAUUGCUAGGAAUUCUGGAGAAAUGCGAGGGAACAAAGGCAAUCAUCUGGGAUGAGAGUCUGGCUGGCCCUGUCGGUCUGAUUGCCAAGUACACGUUUUUGAGGGAGCACAAUGUGACAAAGAUGUUUCCCUUGAGCGGAGAUCCACUGCCGGACAUUGAUGUCAAGAGUGUCAUCUUCAUAACACGCCCCAAUUUGAAGUUGAUGAAUUUUAUCGCCGAUAACAUCCACAGUGAGGAGAGAAAGCGAAAGGCAACGAUGAAGAAGGACUUCUACAUGUACUUUUUGCCGAAAAAGUCCCUCCUUUGUGAGAAACAUCUCAAGAACAAGGGCGUUUAUGGGAGUCUGAGUCAUGUUGGUGAAUUCCGAUGUGAUUUCUUCCCUGUGGACAAUGAUCUGCUAUCCAUGGAGCUGAAGGAUGCUUUCAGGGAGCUCCACAUUGACGGUGAUCCCACAUGUGUGCACCAGAGCGCUGUGGCUCUGAUGACGCUGCAGCGCCUCUACGGACGCAUUCCCAGAAUUUGCGGAAAGGGAAUCUACGCCGAGAAGUUGUGGGAAUUGACAAAAUCCCUGGGUAGAGACGACACGCAAAUGCUGCAGGCAAGCGAGAAAGGCAGCAUCGAUCAAAUGAUCAUUCUCGACAGAUCUGUGGACCUCAUGAGCGUCCUGGCCACUCAGUUGACCUACGAAGGUCUCAUUGAUGAAAUCUUCGGCAUUAGCAACACGACUCUUCAUCUGCCGGCCGAUCGCUUUGGCCGCAGCGAUGACCAGCCCUUGCCGGCUCUCUCCACUUCAGAGACAAAACAGAUCAUCCUGAACUCUGGAGAGGAGCUCUACGCGGAAUUGAGAGACAAGAACUUCAACGCCGUGGGACAAAUUCUCUCGCGCCACGCGAAAAGCAUCUCAUCAGCUCUAGAGGAGCGCCACGGGGACAAGUCCGUGUCCGACAUGAAGAAGUUCGUGGAGCGACUGCCCAAUAUGCUGGCCAACAAGGCUUCACUGGCCACUCACACAACCAUCGCCGAGUUGAUCAAGGAAGUCACGGACUCUGCGGACUUCCUGGACGAACUGGAGUGCGAACAGGAGUUCCUCAUGUGCGCCGAUGUGGAUCGCCCCAGUGCCUUCAUUGAGGAUUUGAUAGCCAAGCAGGCGCCUUUGAGGAACGUCCUGCGCCUCAUUUGCAUGCAGAGUUUGGCAGGAUCUGGACUGAAGCCCAAAGUGCUGGAUUACUACAAGCGGGAACUCGUGCAAGUGUACGGACUUGAGGUGCUGCUGACGCUGAGCAAUCUGGAGAAAGCCGGUCUCCUGCGUCCUCAAUCGGGCAGCAGGAGUUACUCAGUGCUCAGGAAGAUGCUAAAUCUCACUGUUGAUGACGCAGUGGAAGUCGCUCCGAAGGACAUCAGCUACGUCCACAGCUUCUAUGCUCCGCUAUCUGUGCGCCUCAUUGAGCACCUACUGAAGCCUACCGGAUGGCAGGGACUCAACGAUGUGCUGUCGGUUCUGCCCGGGCCGUCCUUCGAUGAAUUCCAGUCCUCGCCGACGGGUUUUGGCGGCCGGCGCGGCUCCUUCACCAGCGAAAUCAGCCAGUCAGACAUUCCCCGAACGAUCCUGGUGUUCUUCCUCGGCGGCUGCACCUUUGCAGAGGUCGCCGCGCUCCGAUUCCUGGCUCAGCAGGAGGAGAACAACGUGGAGUUCAUCAUAGCAACAACCAAAUUGAUUAAUAAGAACUCAUUUCUGGACUGCUUCAUCGACACGGCGGUCAAUUAA
Molecule: messenger RNA, 1925 nt
Organism: Phlebotomus argentipes
Lineage: Eukaryota; Metazoa; Arthropoda; Insecta; Diptera; Psychodidae
Gene: car
Product: vacuolar protein sorting-associated protein 33A
Exons: 2
Coding region: 96-1925 (609 amino acids)
Biological process (GO): vesicle-mediated transport; intracellular protein transport
Cellular component (GO): CORVET complex; lysosome
Source: RefSeq, a predicted model, not a curated record